AUGGCUCGAUCUUCGUUAGGAAAGCGGACCCGGAGUGUCGAUGAUACCGAUGCAAGCCCGGUUCAGACUCCUUCCAAGCGAAGCCGCCGCUUAGCAAAAACGGCUCCAGUAUACAACGACGAGAAUCAAGACCCUCAAUCGCCCCUGGACGACAAUGGCUUCAAGCCGCUUCCCAUCAUCCGACACUCUCCCUCCCAAUCCUCCUCCAUCAAGCAGAACCCCGUCACGCCUUCCACACCCCGACACCGAGAUGCACUUGCCGUUCCUCCCACUACCCCCCGACAUGCCGUCAUGUCGGCAGGCAAGCUUUUCAAGCGAUUGACUCCCCAGACACCGCUCUCGCCCAAUACUAUCCAGACCGUCUACCAUUCUGCACGCCAACUCUUUGCUCGCGGUGCCGAGCCAGGCCAGUUGGUUGGCCGAGAGUCUGAGCGUGAACAGCUCACUACCUUCCUCGACCGGUGCUCAUCGGCGACCCCCAAUGGAUGCCUGUAUGUCAGUGGACCGCCAGGAACCGGCAAGAGUGCCAUGAUUACCGAGAUGACUCAGGCCUGCUCAGAACGCGACAACGUGCGGGCCGCCUACAUCAACUGCAUGAGCAUCAAGUCGUCAAAGGACCUGUACACCACGCUCCUCGGGGCCCUAGACCAGGCUAGCGACUUGUCCGAGGCCGAUGCCGUUGCAGCACUGCAAGCAUCCUUCGUGCCCAAGUCGAAGUCCAGCAAAGUCUUCCUCGUCACGCUCGAUGAGAUCGAUCACAUUCUCACCAUGGGGUUGGAGAGUCUAUACCGAGUAUUUGAGUGGUCCUUGCAAAAGUCGUCUCGUCUCGUUCUCGUUGGGAUUGCCAACGCCCUGGACCUGACUGAUCGGUUCUUGCCUCGACUCAAGUCGAAGAACCUAAAGCCGAAUCUUAUGUCUUUCCUUCCGUACACAGCACCCCAAGUCAAGAACAUCAUCAUCACCAGACUGAAGUCCCUGAUGCCGGCAGGAAACGAGAGCUACGUCCCAUUUAUCCACCCUGCUGCCAUCGAACUUUGUUCCCGGAAGGUGUCCAGCCAGACUGGAGAUUUGCGGAAGGCAUUUGAGAUCUGCCGACGAGCGCUAGAUCUAAUUGAGGCCGAGACGAGAGGAAAGCACGAGGAAGAGGCAAGGGAGAAGCUUCUGCAGAUGACACCCUCCAAGCGACCUCUCGGAGAGAACAUCAAUGGAGCAUCCGGCAGCGGGGCACGAAGCGUCAUCCAAAUCAUGGCGACGUCGCUUAAGGCACUCAAUGCAGAGACAGCCCCUCGAGCGUCGAUCGGACACCUCAACAAAAUCACAUCGGCUGCAUUCAACAACGGGACUUCGCAACGACUCAAGGCUCUCAACCUACAACAAAAGGCCGCCUUGUGUGCUUUGGUGGCUUGUGAGAAACGAAACCGAGCAGCGGCCAAGAUGGCCAAUGGUCUGACCACGCCAUCCAAGUCGAAGCUUAUGGCGCCCACAGUAAAGGCCUUGUUCGAGGCCUACUGCCAGCUGUGUACUCGCGAUUCAGUCCUCCACCCGCUGUCGAGCUCUGAGUUUCGUGAGGUGGUGGGCAGUCUGGAAACGCUGGGGCUGGUCAACGCAUCGGAUGGCAAGAGUGGCAGCUUCGUGACACCGCAGACACCCAGCAAGAGAGGUCGAAAGGCCGCCAUGCCCAGCGGGGACGAGCGUCGGGUCACGAGUUGCGCUGGAGAGAAGGAGAUUGAGUCAAUUGCUGAAGGCGUUGGCGCGGGAAUUCUCAAGACCAUUUUGAGUGGCGAGUCUUUGGACUAG
Messenger RNA from Ilyonectria robusta, 1797 nucleotides. Its product is annotated as P-loop containing nucleoside triphosphate hydrolase protein. Gene Ontology annotation, biological process: mitotic DNA replication checkpoint signaling; cell division; DNA replication initiation. NCBI's taxonomy places the organism in Eukaryota, Fungi, Ascomycota, Sordariomycetes, Hypocreales, Nectriaceae. Gene Ontology annotation, molecular function: DNA replication origin binding. Bases 1 to 1797 code for a protein of 598 amino acids. The record is from RefSeq and is a predicted model, not a curated record. The transcript has 2 exons. Gene Ontology annotation, cellular component: nucleus.